This is a messenger RNA of Owenia fusiformis, 578 nucleotides long. NCBI's taxonomy places the organism in Eukaryota, Metazoa, Annelida, Polychaeta, Sabellida, Oweniidae. The record is from the annotation of a GenBank genome assembly.
AGAUAUAUGUAUAUGUUUAUAUGUUGAUCAUUCUCGGCGAACAAACAUGUUUUUACAUAAAACAACACAAAGAAUAAAUAUGAUAAAUGGUAUCUACAUUCAUUAGAGUGGUACACAAAUUAAUUCAUGUUGUAAUAACUGAAUUAAUCUAAAGCGGAACUGAUGAAAAUGAAGACUAUUACUACCCUUUUGUUUUUUUCAAUUACUAUAGUAAGCUUGAUAGCAGAAAAAAAAUUAGGAGGAUCUAUAAAAUACUCUAAGCCUGCACAGACAAGUAAAUCAAGGUGUAAUUUAAAUGAACAAAGGUAUUUGGCAAAGAAUGACCUAAACAUCCCUGAUGGUUUACCAAAGUGUGACUUCUAUCAAUGUGUUAACACCUACUAUGUAGAGACAAGUUGCUCAACUGGAACAGCUAUCAGCAGAAGGGCUUUGAAAAAAGCUCGUAAGAAAAUCGCACAAAAUGUGAACCCAUGUGUCUCGGUUAAGGAGGGUUGUACAGGAUCUAUACGCACAACUGCAGGUGUUGAACCAUCCAAACUCAUCACCAGACGUCCAGCUCAAUUCUGUGGAGUGGAUUU